Messenger RNA from Letharia columbiana, 1695 nucleotides. RefSeq lists its product as uncharacterized. Gene Ontology annotation, biological process: transmembrane transport; carbohydrate transport. Lineage: Eukaryota; Fungi; Ascomycota; Lecanoromycetes; Lecanorales; Parmeliaceae. The coding region runs from base 1 to 1695 and encodes 564 amino acids. The record is from RefSeq and is a predicted model, not a curated record. The transcript has 10 exons. Gene Ontology annotation, molecular function: carbohydrate:proton symporter activity. Gene Ontology annotation, cellular component: membrane.
AUGGAACGUAUCUCAAAGUUCAACCUGGUCCAUCGCUUUGAGAAGCGAGCACUUUUGAUCGCCAUCAACUGCGUUGCUGCACUCUCUAUUUUCUUCUUUGGCUAUGAUCAAGGUGUGAUGGGAGGAGUAAACACCGCCCGAAGCUACGUCGAUAUCAUGAGCUUUGGCCACUGGAACGAUGUUACCAAGUCUGUGAUCAUCGACAAACCUACCCUUCAGGGAGGCAUUGUCGCUGUCUAUUACUUGCCAGGUACCCUUCUUGGCGCCUUCCUCGGUGGCUACAUCGGUGAUAAAUUUGGGCGCAUUAAUACUAUUGCUGUGGCGGCCGCUUGGGCGAUUGUCGGUGCUUGCCUUCAAUGCUCUGCUCAAGACUAUACCUGGAUGAUAUGUGCUCGCAUAUUCAAUGGUAUUGGGACUGGCAUAUUGAACGCAAUUACCCCAGUCUGGGCGACCGAGACUGCCGAGCACACCUCCCGAGGUCAAUUCGUCGCUAUCGAAUUCACACUAAACAUAUUUGGGGUGGUUGUUGCCUACUGGAUUGAAUAUGGUACCUCCUUCUAUGGCGACGGAACAUCUGAUUUCAUCUGGCGCUUUCCCAUCGCGUUUCAGAUCGCACCACUCCUGUUCCUCCUUGGAAUCGUCUUUCUCAUGCCUGAAUCCCCUCGUUGGUUAGUCAAAGUGGGUCGUGAAGAAGAAGCCCGCUAUAUUCUUGGUCGACUGCGCGGAGAAAGCGGCGACGAGGCCGAAAAGAGCGAAGCAGAGUUCCAAGACAUUCGCAACAUCUGUGAACUUGAGCGAAAGACUGCCAAGCAACAAAACUACUUCCACAUGUUCUUUGGGAUUGGAUCUGGGAAACUCCAUACUGGUCGCCGGGUCCAGCUCGUGGUCUGGCUACAAAUCAUGCAAGAGUGGAUCGGAAUCGCCGGCAUUACUGUCUACGGCCCCAGGAUAUUUGCAAUCGCUGGUAUAGCACCUCAGGACCAGCUGUGGGUUACUGGUCUCAAUGAUAUUACCUACAUGCUCUCCACUCUCGUCUGCGUAUUCACGCUUGAUCGAAUUGGCCGCCGUUGGACCCUCUACUGGGGCUCCGUCGGCAUGGGGAUCUGCACUUUCCUGGUCGGCGGCCUUUCUCGCAUCGGACAAAACGCAGCUAUUGGGUCCUCCACCAAAACUGGUUCUGGAGUCGCAGCUACCUUCUUUGUCUUUCUCUUCACCGCCAUUUUCGGCGCGACUUGGUUGACGGUACCGUGGCUCUACCCGGCCGAGAUCUUCCCUCUGGAGAUCCGCGCGAAGGGUAAUGCAUGGGGUGUAGUAGGGUGGAGUAUUGGUAACGGCUGGCUGGGACUACUUUGUCCGGUCAUGUUUGCCGCUAUCAACGAGAAGACCCUUUACAUCUUCGGCAUCUGCAACGCCAUCACUAUCCCCAUGGUCUGGGCCCUGUACCCAGAGACAAACCAAAGGACUCUGGAAGAAAUGAACCUCGUCUUUGCCUCUGACUCCAUCUGGAACUGGGAAGCAGAGAAAAACUUCGCGAUCUUGAAAGAACAGAACCCGCAGCUGGUGCAGGCGGCGAGGGAUAGAAGCGUGGUGGAUGCGGAGAACCCUAAGAGGGGCGGCAGUCUGGCGUUGGCAGGUUCAAGCGGUGCGGAGCGUAGGCAUGGGACUAUUGAUACUAUUGAAUUGAAUGAGUUGUGA